AUGAACAGAACGCUACUCGGUUUAGUUGACAAUAAACGAUACGUAGCGGCUGGAUUGAUGAACGCACAGGGAAACCGGUCUCUCAAUCGUCUGAUGACGAAUUCGGUGCCUCCGAGUAGCAUGGCUGGUGACGAAAGGGGGAACAGCGCGCGUUGCUCGGGUAAGAACGGUGAUGAUGCGGGAAAAGAUGGCGGCAGCAAUAAAUCUGCAAAAGUCAGUGCACAUAGCCCACCGCGUAAACCGGCUCCUAAAGCUGCCAAGACGAGGGUCACAAUAGGGAUGCGACUAAAGAAAUGGGUCGUUACUGGCAGGAUUGGCGCGGGUUCAUUUGGCGAAACGUUUACUGCCGUAGAAGUUGACAGGAGCAGUGCUCGUAGCGAGGAUCUGGAUCUGGCGCAUGGGGCAUCCUCCCAUGGACUCACAGACCUCCCUACGACUUCAGGCGAGGAAGUUUGCAUCAAAGUGGAACAGGAAAACAAAAAUGUUUUGCGAGUGGAGGCAGCAGCACUGAAGAAGAUGCAACCCUGUCCCUAUGUCGCGCGCUACCUAGGCAGCGGAAACUCUGCGGGAAUGAACUUCAUAGUUAUGCAGCGGUUAGGGCCAAAUCUUGCGGAUCUCCGCCGUAGCACUCCGCAAUGCAUGUUCAGUAUCCACACCACACUCCAUCUUGGAAUAUCGUGUUUGAAGUGCAUACAGGGUGUACACGAGUUGGGUAUCGUCCAUCGGGACGUCAAGCCCUCUAACUUUGUUAUCGGUUUAGGUGGCUCUUCCGACCCUCGGCAGUGUUAUAUUGUCGACUUUGGGUUAGCGCGCCGCUUCCGCCGCCCUACUGGCGAGGUGAGACCACCGCGAGCCAACGCUGGAUUCCGUGGGACAAGUAGGUAUGCCUCCCUGGCGUCGCACCGACAGCAGGAACUAGGCCGCGUCGACGACAUAUGGAGUUUAUUGUUUAUGCUCAUCGAAUUCAUCACGGGAACUCUUCCGUGGCGUAAGCACAAGGAAAAGGAGGAUAUUGGACAAUGCAAAGAACAAGUUAUUGGACCGGAACUGAUCAAAAACCUACCACAGGAGUUCGGGCCAUUCCUGGAACACCUUCAGACGCUCAAAUACGAGGACGAACCAAAGUAUGAUAUGUUAUUCUCCCUAAUGGAGCGGGCUAUGGAACGUGGUGGCUACCCUCGAAACCAACGCCUCGACUGGGAACCAGAAGAAGAGGAUACACCACCCGAUGACGUCCCCCUCAGUUCAACAGGGUCGCUCAAUAGUGAGACCACAAGCUGUGUCAAUGAUGUGGAUAGUGGGUGUUUCAUAGAGAAAUUUACGAGCAAAGAAUCGUCUCCAAAGGGCAGAUUAUUGCCACCGCCACCGCCUUCACGUCGGUUCAUGCCCCCACCAAACGCCGCAAACGCUGCUGUUAAGCGACCCACAUCUGCAGGCCGCCUCAUGCCCCCCUCGCCGCACAUUGGUGAAAAUGAGGAUAAAUAUAUACCUGGAUCGACAAGACAGGAGGAGUUGCGGAGUAACAUUAGAAUGAGCGACAUUCAUGUCUCACUUGACAUAACCAGGUGUGACGGUGGUAUGAAUGAUGCAACGGCCCUGUCAGUGUCACCUACGAAUCCUCCUCCUCCUCCUCCUCCACCUCUACCUCCGGCACCCCUUGCAAAGAAUGGCGGCAAUAACCGUCGGCGAAAAAAGAAGAGAAGGGGAGGUGCUGCCAACAGGGACAGGUGUAAGGAAAGGCAUGCGACAUUAGAAGUUUCCGAAGAUUUGGAUGUAGGUUCCACCUUCUCACCAUGUGAAGUGGAAAGUUCACCACGGAAUAGACGUCGAGGGCCCCCCGACCAGGCUGUGGCCCAUGUGGCGAUAGGGGGCAUACAAAAUACACGGGGGCAUUCCGCAUCACCUGAGCCACCGCCUCCUUUUCAACGGGAGGCUAAACAGGGGGCAACGUUAGAAACAAAGAGCAUUCCUUCCCGCUCGCCGACUGUGCAGAAUGACAACAAGUUGGUCAGAGCGGAAGGAUCAGUAGGAAAACGAAGAAGAAAAGAGGGGUCUACCUGUACAUGCCAUUGCAUGUGA
Messenger RNA from Trypanosoma brucei brucei TREU927, 2079 nucleotides. Its product is annotated as protein kinase, putative. Gene Ontology annotation, molecular function: protein serine/threonine kinase activity; ATP binding. The record is from RefSeq and is a predicted model, not a curated record. Bases 1 to 2079 code for a protein of 692 amino acids. Lineage: Eukaryota; Euglenozoa; Kinetoplastea; Trypanosomatida; Trypanosomatidae. Gene Ontology annotation, cellular component: cytoplasm; nucleus. The transcript has a single exon. Gene Ontology annotation, biological process: signal transduction; peptidyl-serine phosphorylation.